UCUUGUUUCAUUUAUUUAGAAUAUCAUAAUUUUCUGGCAUAGGUGGUUUCUCUCUUUUCUAUCUGUUAAAUAUCUGUUUUUCUAACGCACCCUGUACUUACACGCAUGCGCAUUUAAAGAGGAAGCUCAACAUUGGACAUUGCUUCAUCAACAGUUGCCCUAUUUAGUUUAGGUAGUUGCAUAGUACAGCACAAUCUAAAUUUCGGAAGAAAUCACUCGUUACUCUAAGGAUUUGAAAUACAGUAACGUAGGAUUUUUGUUGUACAUGCAGAAUCUACAAAGGCUCUGAAACAAGGUGCAGUGAUGAGCUUUUUUAGUUUUGGUCAAAGUGCACAAAUCGAUAUAGUUUUGAAUGACGCUGAGACAAGAAAGAAAGCCGAACAUAAGACCGAAGAUGGGAAAGUGGACCAAUAUUUUCUGUUUUAUGAUGGCGAUACAGUAUCUGGAAAAGUCAACAUAACACUGAAGAAUCCAGCGAAAAGACUCGAGCAUCAAGGCAUCAGAAUCGAGUUUAUUGGUAAAAUUGAGCUGUACUACGACAGGGGAAACAACUAUGAGUUUGUGUCUCUGGUUAAAGACUUGGCCCAACCGGGAGAGCUAACGCAGUCCCGGACCUUCGACUUUGAGUUCACAAAUGUGGAGAAACCAUACGAGGCCUACACGGGCCAGAAUGUCAAAUUACGCUACUUUCUGCGGGUAACUGUAAGCCGGAGACUGAACGACAUCAGUAAAGAAAUGGACAUUGUUGUGCACACGCUCAGUAUGUACCCAGAACUCAACUCGUCUAUCAAGAUGGAAGUGGGAAUCGAAGACUGCCUGCACAUCGAGUUUGAGUACAACAAGUCUAAGUACCACCUAAAAGAUGUCAUCGUGGGGAAGAUUUACUUCCUGUUGGUACGGAUCAAGAUCAGACACAUGGAGAUUAAUAUCAUCAAGCGAGAGAUGACUGGCACGGGCACAAACGUGUACCAUGAGAACGACACCAUAGCCAAGUACGAGAUUAUGGAUGGAGCACCAGUGAGAGGGGAGUCUAUCCCUAUUCGACUUUUUCUGGCUGGCUAUGAGAUCACUCCUACGAUGAGGGGCAUCAACAAGAAGUACUCUGUGCGGUACUACCUCAAUCUGGUGCUCAUAGACGAGGAGGAGAGGCGUUACUUCAAACAGCAGGAGAUCACUCUGUGGAGGAGGGGGGACGUAGUGAGGAAGAGCAUGUCCCACCAAGCGGCCAUCGCCUCACAGCGCUUCGAGUCCUCGUCCAGUGACGAGAAAGCCCUAGCUCAUGCCCAGGCUAAGGAACAGUAGCUAAGCCCCAGCAUAGCCUACAAUCCAUCGCUUCGAAAAGGUGUGUGUGUGAGCACUAUGUGGGGAACAUGUCUGUGAAUCUACGACUGAGAAAGAAUGCAUGUGUGUUCACCUCAUCUAUGAAUGUGUGCGUCGUCACGUCAGGACCUCGUCAGGUCAUAUCUAUGACAGAGCAUGUGUGAUGUACAAAAUUAUGUGAACGGCAGCCAUUUUAGGCAUAUAUUUAUAACCUCUCCCCUUUCAACGUUGCCAUUUCAUCAACAACACUGAUGAUGUCACUUUCUCCAACAACUGCAGCUGAAAAGGGAUGAAAGAUGUCACUUAAUAAUUCAAUGUUUGAAGAAAUAAGGCGUUCUGAUGGUAUAUUUUAUGAACUUUUAGCCAGGUUUUUCUGCUGUACUGAUUAUCGUAAUGUCUUUUUUCUGUCCUUUGAAUUAGUGAUGUUUCUUAAGUCAAACCAAGGGUAUAAACAGCUGCUGUUGAGAAACCUUUUAGGCAUCUCGUAAUGAGUACUUGUCUUUGGCAGUUGGACUCAAUGGACAUGGGCGUCAUCCAAUCAAGAUGAUCAGAUCACUACCUGAUCAAGGUUUGUGGUGUACACACAUGGUAUUAAAAUUGGUCUCUUAUCCGUCCACUGUAUGCGUCCAGUGUCCGCAUGUUAGCGCAAGGUAUAAACGUGGCUUUAAAAUCAGAAUGCGAAAUGUCAUGCAACUUUAGAUGCACACCAGCUUAGGGAAAAUGACAUUUGAAUUGUCAAACAAAUUCUUUGUAUAAAACAUUGCAUUCCAUUUGAAUUCCAUUCAUCAAAAAUAACAUUACAUUGCAAACUGUGUCAUUAUCAGUAGAUGCAAACAUGUACAUUUUUUUAAUGUAUUUGAUAUUUUAUCAGCAUUAUACAUGUUCUGGGUUUGUCUAGGUGAGUUAUGUCCAUUAACAUUGGGCGAGUUAGUUUUGCAUGGCCCAGUGUGGUACACUAAUGGUUUCUCGGAACUGAUGGCUUCUACGGUUGCGUUAGGAUAGUUAAAGUAGUAGGUUAGGAUAAUUAACAUCACAGGUUAGGAUAAUUCAUGUAACAGGUUAGCGGCAGGUAGCCUAGAGGCUAAGAAUGUUGGCACUGUACCUGAAAGGUCGGUGGUUUGAAUCCCCGAGCGAUUAGGUGAAACAUCUGCCGACGUGCACUUGAGCAAGGCACUUAACUCGAAUUGCUCCUGUAAGUCGCUCUGGAUAAGAGCGUCUGCUAAAUUACUGAAAUGUGAAAUGUUAGGACAAUUAGGUUAAGGUUAGGAAAAGGGUUAGGCUGAGCAAAAAUGCGCUACUCCAUCUAACCAUAGAAACCAUCAGUAUCACCACACCGGUUCCCCUGGUAGGCAGAGUUUUCUCAUUUUAGACCAUUCCAUUGGUCCUGAUGAAAUCACUACCCACCCAAAACAAACUCCCCCACUGCUACUGCUGUUAAUACAAGUGUGGCAGAUUUUGGUGUAACCUUUCCAACUUAUGAACUGAAUAUUUCAAUUUAAUACCUUUCUUUUUUAUUUGCACAAGAUCCACAGUUUUCUGUCUGUAAUUGGUUUGAAAAGUACCUAGAAAACAUUACCAGCACUGGUUAACUUUUUUCCUUAUGGUUAAUUGCCAAAUGGUUCUAGUUCAAUUCUAGAAACCUCACAGCUUAUUUUUCCUGUCAUCUCCAACCAUUUUACACCAUGUACAUGACUUCCGGUGUGAAUGCGCUGAAGUCCUCAUAACGUGUGCCGCCACUGUAAUAUUGCCUGGAAAUAAUAUGAAGAAACAAAGAAUGUGUUAGUCUUUUGGAA
This is a messenger RNA of Salvelinus namaycush (lake trout), 3113 nucleotides long. RefSeq names its product vacuolar protein sorting-associated protein 26B-like. Gene Ontology annotation, biological process: retrograde transport, endosome to Golgi; intracellular protein transport. The transcript has 6 exons. The record is from RefSeq and is a predicted model, not a curated record. NCBI's taxonomy places the organism in Eukaryota, Metazoa, Chordata, Actinopteri, Salmoniformes, Salmonidae. Bases 304 to 1302 code for a protein of 332 amino acids. Gene Ontology annotation, cellular component: endosome; retromer complex.